Messenger RNA from Rodentolepis nana, 432 nucleotides. The record is from the annotation of a GenBank genome assembly. Lineage: Eukaryota; Metazoa; Platyhelminthes; Cestoda; Cyclophyllidea; Hymenolepididae.
AUGUGCCGUUGUUGUUGUUGGAUUUUCCCUUUUUGGCGAAAACCGGUUGAACACCCUACCCCACCAGCUCCCGAACCAACUAGGCCUAAACCCCCUUUGGAUAAGGAACUAUUCCAAAACACCAAUUGUGUCAUGGUCUGCGCUCUCUACGAUUAUACACCCUCAGAGGCGAAUGAGUUGAAAUUCAGUCGAGAUGACAUGCUAAAGGUCACCGGUCUCUUCGGACAACCAUGGCAAAUGGCAGAGAAUACCAGAACCGGUCAAAAAGGCCUUAUUCCACAUAACUAUGUUACUGAGAGCACUGAAAUAGCUGGCUGUUUGAGUGCUUGGUAUCCAGCAAAUCGGGUUGAAGCAGAGAAGCGUCUUCUUGUCCCCGGGAAUAAACUCGGAUCCUACAUGAUUAGGCCUUUGAGAAGUAAAUGCCUUAAAUAA